GCCCCCGGGGCGGGGGGCGGCGCGCGGGCGGCGGGAAGGCGGGCGCGCCGCGCCGCCACAGGGCAACAAGUGAGGCGCUUCGCUCCCCCGGCCGCGGCGUCUUCCCCGCAGCCGCAGCGCUUCGCUGGGCUGUUUGUCUUCCCCUCGCUCCUCUUCGCUGCCAGCCCCGCACCCCCCGCCGCGGGCUCGCACCUCCGCCGGAGCGCGGCCGGUCCUGAGGAGAAGAGCGGCGGCGGGACGGGACGAACCCUCCGCGGCCGCCCCGGCAUCGCCCCUCAGGUGCGGAGCCCCCCGCCCGCGGCCCGCCGCAGCGGCUGGCGGAGCGCGGUGGCAUGGGGCCGCGGUAGGGCGGCAGGCCGGGGGGGGAAGGACCCCCGCCGCGCCGAGGCAGCCCGCCGCCGGGCAGAAGCAUGGUGGAUGUGGAGGCGGCGGCAGCCAGAACCCCGGCGGCGACCCGCGGCAGCCUGGCAAGCAACAUGGAUGUUUUCUAAAGGCUUUGAACAAAUGGACUUCAUGUAUACAGUGAUACUGACACAUAACUAACUGCACAGCUGGAAGUUGCAUAAGCAGAAAUGUGAUGAUUUGUACAAACCUGAACUGGUUGCUAAAAUGGUCUUCAUAUCAGCAUAGCUGAGAAGUUGAAAACGGGCAUUGAAAAACUGUGUGUCAGAUCACCUUUGAGUGUAGAUAUGAGAAAUGAGUGUUGGACGCAGAAGAUUAAAGCUGCUGGGAAUUCUGAUGAUGGUAAACAUUUUUAUUUAUGUGAUUGUGGAAGUCUCAAAAAGUGGCAGCCAAGAGAAGAAUGCAAAAGGCCGUGUUAUUAUACCACACAGCAAAUUCUGGAGAAAAUACACUCCUCACAAAGCUUAUUGGAACAAACAGCAACAGAAGCUUGAGCUGCUUUACAACCCUAUUCUGACCUUGCUUUCCAAUAUGACUGUGGAAGAGAACUUGGUUUCUAACUCAAGUGUGCUCAGUUCCUGUGACCCUGACCCAUGGGUACCUUCAGAGGUUAGUGACUUUGCAAGCUUGCCAGACAGGUUUAAAGAUUUUCUGCUUUAUUUGAGAUGUAGAAAUUAUUCAUUAUUAAUGGAUCAGCCAAACAAGUGCAAACAUAAACCUUUUCUGCUGCUGGCUAUUAAGUCACUUACACCCCAUUUUGAUAGAAGGCAAGCAAUUAGGGAAUCCUGGGGCAAGGAAAUAAUAUCCGGCGAUGUGACAGUCAAAAGGGUCUUCUUACUUGGACAGACCCCACCAGAGGAUAAUUUCCCUGAUCUUUCAGACAUGAUAAAAUUUGAGAGUGAAACCCACCAAGACAUUCUGCUGUGGAACUACAGAGACACUUUUUUCAAUUUAACUCUGAAAGAGGUGCUGUUUCUUAAGUGGGUCAGCAGCAGUUGUGCAGAUGUCCAGUUUAUAUUUAAGGGUGAUGAUGAUGUUUUUGUGAAUACCCAUCAGAUCCUGGAUUACUUGAAGAGCUUAUCAAAGGACAAAGCCAAAGACUUAUUUAUAGGCGAUGUGAUCAAAGAUGCUGGACCUCACAGAGAAAAAAAAUUGAAGUACUACAUCCCAGAAAGUGUUUAUGAAGGUUCAUAUCCUCCAUAUGCAGGAGGUGGUGGGUUUCUGUACUCUGGUGAUCUGGCGUUAAGGCUGAAUAACGCAUCUGACCAGGUACUUCUUUACCCUAUUGAUGAUGUUUAUACUGGAAUGUGCCUUCAGAAACUUGGGCUUGCUCCGGAAAAACACAAAGGCUUCAAAACAUUUGAUAUUGAAGAGAAAUACAGAAAUAACAUAUGUUCCUACACAAACUUAAUGUUAGUACAUAGUAGAAAACCUCAAGAAAUGAUUAAGAUUUGGACACGCUUGCAAGAUCCACACUUAAAUUGUUAAAGUAAUGUGCAUAAGUGUCUUGAGUCCAAAUAACUUUCCAGGUUUGGGUCUGACUUUCUUGGUGGACCAUUGAAGCUCUGUUUAAUAGUUUAAUUUUCUCUGGAAAUUUUUUCCUGUACUUUUGAAAAUGGGAAAUAUAGUAAAAUUUGAGGGGAUGGCUUGAAGACUUGGUCCUGAUUUUUCCACUGUAUCGGUAGUCGUUAUGUUUCAAUAUUUGUCUUAAUUUUAGAAAGGACUUCAAGGAUGUAACUAGCUGUCAGUGACUGGUUAGCUGUAUUUGAAACAGGGAUUGCCUACUACAGUGCAUCUUUCAUUAAGUGUGAUGGUGGAAGACAAUUUUUCCUUGGGUAGUGCUUGUGGGUGUGUGGAAACCACUGUAAAUUGAAAAUUCAGAAAUCGGAGGAACAUAGUUUUACUUUUAAGUAUGAAACGCUCUUAUGAGACUUUAAAUGCUGAAUUUUUUUAAUUUAUGGUUUUCAGUCUUUUUUGCACCCCAGAACAGUAUUUUCUCUUUUACUUGGUGAUCUUUCAUGCAAAGCGAGCCUGUGUCUGAAGGGACAUACCCUUUUAUUAGGUGAUGCUUUUUUAAUCAAAAACUGUUUGAAUAAUACUGUUUGAAACACCCAUAAAAGCUGAAUAUGUAAGGAAAAGGAAGAACAGGUUUUGUUUGGGGCUGGGCAGUAGGUACAGUCAGGUCUGCCCCCUGCCCCAAGCAUACAUGAGGUAAAGCUGACUUGUUGCUCGUGUUACUUAUGUGAAAAGCUACUCUGGUCAGUCCUUGUUUUCUGUUUUGGCACUAAAUGUGGUCAGGUAGCUUGAUUUGAUGCAAGUAACUGAAAUUGCACAUUGCUUACGAGAGCAUGGUUUGGAUCUCUCCUGUAAAGCGGUAGCAAAUCUAGAAUUGUGCAGAUCCUGAGUUUUGAAUUUUGAAACAAACUUUGCAGUUGCAUGAUAUCUCAUGUAGAGUUAAACAUGUUCUCAAAACUCUGAUAAUUUUCUCUAUUUCCACAUCUUGCUUGUAAGAGUUAUUCUAAAUAGUGGUUGCUUCUUUUGUAUAUGUAGAAGUGCCUGUCUAUUUAUUGUUCAGAUGGAAGACCAAAACAUUUUCUUAAAUAUAUUUUGUGUAACAUUUUAUUUGUAUAGUGUUGUCACUCAGAUAUUUAAAUAGAGCAUGAUAUUUUAAAUAUGUGAGAUGUGUAACAUGUUGAAUAAAGCUAAUUGUUAUUUUUGAAUUUGAAAAAUAAAAUGUGAUUUAAAUA
This is a messenger RNA of Falco peregrinus (peregrine falcon), 3149 nucleotides long. RefSeq names its product UDP-GlcNAc:betaGal beta-1,3-N-acetylglucosaminyltransferase 2 (gene B3GNT2). Bases 697 to 1890 code for a protein of 397 amino acids. The transcript has 3 exons. Gene Ontology annotation, molecular function: hexosyltransferase activity. Lineage: Eukaryota; Metazoa; Chordata; Aves; Falconiformes; Falconidae. The record is from RefSeq and is a predicted model, not a curated record. Gene Ontology annotation, cellular component: membrane.